AUGUCGGAACCACUGAGCGCGGCCGACGAGGAGCGGUACACAAACAUCAUCGAUGGCAUUCUCCAGACGGCGGACCUGCAGACGGUCACCAUGAAGAAGAUCAGAAACGGCCUGGAAACCGCACUCGAUGGCAAGGAUCUGUCUGAGCACAAGCAAGCCAUCAAAGCUCUCAUAGGGGCAAGGUUUGACGCAGCAACUGCCAAUAUGAUGGAGAACCCCAACGAGCCCACCCCGGCAGCUUCAGACACACCAAAGCGGGACUACGAUGACAUGGUCAACGGCAACGGCACCGCCGUCAAGUCCGAAGAGGACGAGGACGAAGAAGCAGAGGAUGACGAGGGCCAGGACGGAGACCAAAUAAACGUCUCGGUGCCGCCGCCAAAGAAGAAGCAGAAACGCGAGUCAUCCACCGAGUCGGCCGACGAGAAGUUUGCCCGGCAGCUGCAGGCAGAGGAGGAGCAAAUGGCGAGGGCGCGUACCACGCGCGGCGGCAGGGACAAGAAGGCUGUCCCAAAGAAAAAGGUCACCAAGAAGAAGAGCAAGGCCAAGGUCGCGGCAGACGACGACGAAGAUGUAUCUGGAGAUGGAACACAGAAGCGCAAAGCCGGCGGAGGAUUUCAAAAACCUUUCCAUUUGAGCGCUUCGCUGGCCGAGGUGUGCGGAGAGCCUACUCUCUCUCGACCCCAAGUUGUCAAAAAGCUCUGGGAACACAUCAAGAGCAACAAUCUCCAGGAUCCAAACGACAAGCGUCAGAUCCUUUGCGACGAAAAAAUGCAGGCAGUAUUCAAGCAGAGCAGCUUGAAUAUGUUUGCGAUGAACAAGCUGAUCGGCAGUCACCUUUACCCUGUCGACGAGGAAUAG
Molecule: messenger RNA, 861 nt
Organism: Pyricularia pennisetigena
Lineage: Eukaryota; Fungi; Ascomycota; Sordariomycetes; Magnaporthales; Pyriculariaceae
Exons: 4
Coding region: 1-861 (286 amino acids)
Biological process (GO): transcription initiation at RNA polymerase I promoter; nucleolar large rRNA transcription by RNA polymerase I
Cellular component (GO): RNA polymerase I upstream activating factor complex; nucleus
Molecular function (GO): RNA polymerase I cis-regulatory region sequence-specific DNA binding
Source: RefSeq, a predicted model, not a curated record